Molecule: messenger RNA, 3427 nt
Organism: Dendronephthya gigantea
Lineage: Eukaryota; Metazoa; Cnidaria; Anthozoa; Malacalcyonacea; Nephtheidae
Product: E3 ubiquitin-protein ligase MIB1-like
Exons: 24
Coding region: 83-3067 (994 amino acids)
Biological process (GO): protein ubiquitination
Cellular component (GO): cytoplasm
Molecular function (GO): protein binding; ubiquitin-protein transferase activity; zinc ion binding
Source: RefSeq, a predicted model, not a curated record
GGGAAAAAAGUAAAAAGGAGGAAGACGAGAACCAUGUGGUUGUGGUUUCUUUAAAAUAACUCUUUUUCUUCGCGCUGUUUUGAUGGAUGGCGUUGGUUGUCGGGUUGUCCGUGGCCCAGACUGGAAAUGGGGCAAACAAGACGGCGGAGAGGGUCAUUUAGGAACCGUAAGAAGCUUUGAGAGCUCCGAGGAGGUCGUGUGUGUUUGGGACAACGGCACUGCCGCAAAUUAUCGCUGCUCUGGCUUCUACGAUCUGAGGAUACUCGACUCUUCUCCAACAGGAGUGAAACAUGAAGCAAUCAUGUGCGAUGGCUGUCGUCAGCACUCCAUAUUUGGAAUUCGAUGGAAAUGCGCAGAAUGUCCAAAUUAUGAUCUCUGCUCUGUGUGCUACCAUGGUGACAAGCACUCUCUCAGACACAGGUUCUAUCGAAUUUCAAAUCCUGGAAAUGAAAGAGUGUUAAUUGAGUCAAGAAGAAAAAGCAAAAAGGUGACGGCUCGUGGGCUGUUUCCUGGUGCCAGAGUUGUCCGAGGAAUUGACUGGCAGUGGGAGGAACAGGAUGGUGGAACAAGUCGACGAGGAAAAGUUACCGAAAUUCAAGACUGGAGUUCUUUAUUCCCCAGAAGUGCUGCAUAUGUCCUGUGGGAUAAUGGAGCUAAAAAUCUUUAUCGUGUUGCGUUUGAAGGAAUGUGUGACUUAAAGGUGUUAAGUGAUUCAAAAGGCGGAACAUAUUACCGUGAUCAUUUGCCAUUGCUAGGUGAAAGCGCCAGCAGCAGCAAUCAUCCUCAGUCUUUGAGUGAGUUUCAAGUUGGUGAUUUAGUAACGGUUGAUCUGGAGUUAGAAAUUGUUCAAUCUUUGCAAAAUGGUCACGGUGGCUGGACAGAUGGAAUGUACGAGACAUUAAGUACAGCUGGAACAAUUGUUGGUAUUGACGAGGAUCAUGAUAUUGUUGUGACGUAUCCCAGUGGAAACAGAUGGACAUUCAAUCCUGCUGUUCUUACCCAAGUAUCAGGAGCAACCGGGGGUAGUAGCGGUGCAACAGCAAUGUCCCCUUCUACCCCACCUAUCACCUCCCCUGCAGCACAGUUCAAUAUUGGAGAUCUUGUACAGAUAUGUAAUGAUGUGGAGAGGGUGAGAGGCCUACAACUGGGGCAUGGGGAGUGGACAGAGGCCAUGGAGGCGACUCUUGGGAAGAUUGGACGUAUUCAGCAAGUUUAUCCUGAUGGUGAUCUUAAGAUUGACAUCAGUGGAACCUCCUGGACGUACAAUCCUUCAGCUGUGAUCAGAGUUGCUUCAUCAGAGAGUUCCCAGCUUGCUGGCUCGUCUGGAGAACGUCUCGGCGCUCUUCUCAAGAAACUCUUCGAAACUCACGUGUCAGGAGAUCCUGUGGAAGAGCUUGUUAAAGCUGCAGCCAGCGGAGAUCUGCCUAAAGUUGAGGAUGCUUUGAGAAGAGAAAUAGACAUGAAUGGUGUCUUUUCUGGUCAUACGGCUCUGCAAGCCGCCAGUCAGAAUGGACAUUUAGACGUGGUCAAACUGCUUAUCAGCCUCGAUGCUAAUCUUGAAAUCGAGGAUAAAGACGGUGAUCGAGCGAUGCAUCACGCGGCCUUCGGGGAUGAGUCUGAUAUUGUCCAAGAACUGGGCAAAACUGGAGCUGAUCUUAACGCUAGAAAUAAACGUCGUCAAACGCCAUUACACGUUGCUGUUAAUAAAGGACAUGUACUGGUUGUUAAAGUCAUGUUGGAAUUGAAGUGUCAUGCAAGUUUGCAGGAUUCCGAUGGCGACACCCCCCUGCACGAUGCAAUUGCAAAGAAGCGUGAUGAUAUAGUAGCACUGUUGUUAGAGGGGGGUGCGGAUAUUACAUUAUCAAACAACAAUGGCUUCAACUCGCUUCAACAUGCCGCAUUAAGAGGCAAUCCGAGUGCGAUGAAGAUUUUGCUGAGUAAGUUACCUCGGGCGUGGAUUGUUAAUGAGAAGAAAGAUGAUGGAUAUUCUGCUUUGCAUCUCGCUGCUUUGAACAACCACGUUGAAGUCGCCGAGCUUCUUGUUAAACAGGGUAAGGCUGACAUCAACAUUCAAAACAUUAAUCUUCAAACACCUCUUCAUCUUGCCGUGGAAAGACAGCAUACUCAAAUAGUUAGGCUUCUUGUUCGUGAAGGAGCGAGAUUAGAUAUUCCUGAUAAAGAUGGCGACACAGCCUUACACGAGGCACUGAGGCAUCACACCUUAUCACAGCUUAGAUUACUGCAAGACAGACAAGAUGUUGGAAAGUUAUUAAUGGGACUUGGUAGUCAUGGCGGUGAUAAGAAAAGCAGUGCUUCAAUAUCGAUGUUCUUGGCCGCCAACGGAGCUGAUUUAUCGUUCAGAAACAAGAAAGGACAGAGUCCUCUGGAUCUUUGCCCUGAUCCGAACCUGUGUCGAGCUUUGACGAACUGCAACCGGGAGAGAAACACGGAGCAAAUUCCCAACAACCAACUAGCUGUAGCCAGUGCGGCUGCGCAGAACGAGUCAAUGGAAGACGAGAAACAUGACGAGUGCAUGGUAUGCUCCGAUGCACGACGGGACACCUUAUAUGGUCCUUGCGGUCAUGUGACUACAUGCUUCGUGUGUUCCUCGCGGGUCAAGAAAUGUCUUUUAUGCAAGGAACCAGUUCAGUCCAAAACUAAGAUUGAGGAAUGUGUCGUGUGUUCCGAUCAAAAAGCAAGUGUUUUGUUCUCUCCUUGUCAACAUAUGAAUGCUUGCACCGGCUGCGCGGCGCUGAUGAAGAAAUGUAUUCAGUGUCGUGAAGUGAUUCAAACGUCAAUUCCUUUUAUCGUGUGUUGUGGUGGACGAGAACCUGAGGAACUUACGACGACUUGUUCUCCAAAGAGGGAACUCACUCAACAGGAUAUUGGAACGCUGAAACAACAGCUACAAGAGAUCAAGGAACAGACUCAGUGUCCUGUGUGUUUGGACAAGCGAAAGAAUUUGGUGUUUCUCUGUGGUCAUGGGACGUGUCAGUUGUGUGGGGAUCGGAUGCACGAGUGUCCCAUCUGUAGAAAACCCGUUGAGAAAAGGAUCCUGCUUUUUUAAAAUGACCACGAAUGAGGAACGUCUGUUCGUGAGCCUCGCUGAUUUUAUCAGUUGAGUCCGGCAGCUGUUCAAGAGUUGGUUGAACAGAAACGUAAUUAACUACUAAUUGUAUAUAUAAAUAAAAAGAUACUAAUAUUUGUGUGUAUUAUACAUGUGCAAGAAGUCUAUGAGACCGAUUUCACGUUGUGUAUGAAGACUUGUGAAAAAUACGAUGAUUCGAAGGUAAACGUUGAUGUCUUAAUGUGGCUUUUGGAAGACAGAAAUAAUCUGUCUGCAGGAAAAACCACGAAAAUAUCCUUUUAAUAAAAACAUGACCGCCAGAAACAUUCUCAUAUAGUUGAAGUUCCGGGUUUAUCAUGC